UUGUUCAGGAGAGGGAGGGCUUUGGGAGGAGGUGGGGUACAGAGCUAAAACAUAGUAGGGUUUAAUGAUCAGCUAAUCCCCCCCUCCUCUACUGAGAGGGCAGUAUAUAACACAGGGCAGCCUGCUGCUCUCACAUCAUUUAAACAGCAAGGAAGUCUGGCUUAUAGGCAGAGGGAGUGUUGAGUAGAGCACAAGAGCAGUGCAACACUGUGUUAGACAAGAAAGUCAUGAUGAAGCUGUUUUGCCUGUUGCUGCUGCUAGCUAGUUCCACUGCUGCCGUUCCUCUGGAGUACUCAGGUAGAGACGCGUACCCCACCCUACCCUCCCAGGCCCUUUCCACAGCACCAAGCCCAACCGAGGCAAAGUCUCGCUUUGCCAUGCUGGAUGACGUUCGUCUACUCGCAAACGGCCUCCUUCAGCUAGGCCAGAGUUUACGGGAGUUCGUCCACAAGACCAAGGGCCAAAUCAACGACAUCUUCCAAAAGUUGAACAUUUUCGACCGUUCUUUCUACCAGCUCUCGGUGGUCACGUCUGAGAUCAAGGAGGAAGAGGAGGAGCUGAAGAAGACCACGAAUUUCUUGAAGAGCAACAACGAGGAGAUCAGGAACCUGUCGCUGGAGAUCAACACCAAGAUCAACGGCAUCAUUCAGGAGCGUACGCAGCUGCAGAGCAAAGUGGGGAACCUCGAGGAGCGGCUCCAGGGACUGUCGCAGAGCAUUAUCCCUGCUGAUCAGCUCAGUGAGAUCACAACGCUCAAGGAAGUGAUUGAAUCUCAAGAGAAAACAAUCAACAAUCUGCUGAUAGCUGUGAAAGAGCAGCAUGAUCAGCUUGACAACCAGAAUUCCAAAAUUAUAAACCUGGAGGAAAAGCUAAGCUAUGACAGCUUUCAAGAUACAGUCGAUAAGCAGAUGGAUCCAGAGCCUGGAGCUCCUGAUAUGUUUGAAUAUCUGACAGGAAACUCAACUGACCUGGAUGUGAACGACCUCCCCACGGACUGCAGUGACUUGUUUAACAAAGGAGAGGCAAACAGUGGAAUCUAUGUUAUCAAGCCAAACCAAUCUGAGCCAUUCAACGUUUACUGCGAAAUGGGUUCAGAUGGGGGUUCAACUGUCAUCCAACGCAGGACCGACGAUUCGGUGGAUUUUGACCAGAUAUGGGACAAGUAUGAGAAAGGCUUUGGAGAUCUGGAAAAGGACUUCUGGUUGGGCUUAGAGAAGAUCCACAGCUUUACACAGCAGGCAGUUUACAUCCUGCGCAUUGAUUUGGAGGACUGGAAGGAGGGGAAGCUCUGGGCCGAGUACCGCUUCUCACUGGAGGGUCCCUCCAAGGGCUACACCCUUCAUGUCAGCCACUUCUCUGGUGACCUGCCUGAUGCCAUGGCCAACAGCACCGGCAUGAGAUUCUCCUCAAAAGACAGAAAUAAUGACGACCAUCGACACUCCAACUGCGCUCGCAGUUACGCAGGUGGCUGGUGGUUCAAAGCUUGCAGAGAGACCAACCUUAAUGGAAGGUAUUCGUGGUUGAGGGCAAAAGGACGCUCUAUGAGAAGGAAGGGCAUUCACUGGAAGCCUGGCACAGGGCCCUCAUAUUCCGUCAAGACGACCAAGAUCACCGUACGACCGGCCCCUACUGUUGAAAGCUUCAACUGAACCCCACAAGUCAUACCUUUUCUUACAACACUACUGGCAUUUUUCACAAACAUUCAUAAUAUCUAAUGCUCAGAUGAAAAUUUCUAUAGAAGUGGAAAGUGAAGUAACAGACAAAUUCUUAGUUUAUCAGCAACAUUGAGCCGAUUGCUUCCCAACAGUGUUUAGGCUGGUGCUGACCAUCAGACAACAGGUCAAAAUGUCAGGAGUCAGAAACGAGCUGAACUGUUGCAAUGAUGCAACCAGGCCACGCAGGUCAUUAAUCUAUUGGGUGUGAUCCAGCAAGGACAGUAGAAUUAUCAUUACGCAACAUCUGCAAUCAUUUGCAAAAUGGACAUAUUGAUCCACAUCCUGGCUGCAAAAUGCCACAGUACUGCAGUAGGAAAGAAAACGAUCAGGAGAGAUUACGAAACAAUAUCAAAAACUGAGAUUGCUUGGCUAUCUUUUUCAGAUGUAUUUGACAGCUUCUAUGUUGACAAAGCUAUUUAAAAUGUAUAUUAUCUUUGUGAUGUGAAACUGCAUGUUUCAAGGGGGCACAAAUACCAGCAGGUUAUUAUAUAAGGCAUGCCCAUUAUAUAAGUCCACAUUCAAGAGAAACACUGCAUCUGCAACAUCUCAAAACCUGUCCAUAGUGGUGAAUUUUUUCCAAUUAAGAUCUUGUCAUUUUUGUCCUGGUAUUUUACGCUGCUUCAUCCCUUGUUUCAUUGAAAACAAUCUACAAAGUGGGGGCAAUGUCAGCAGUAUAUAACAUUAGAGAUACAAAGCUUUGGCAGCACACUGAUGAGGUUUUUCUGCUUUGUUUGUUCUAUUUUUUUACUCUGUAAAGUAUUUAAACCAUAUUCAUGCUAUUCUAUGAUUUAUGUUGGUAUUGUUAGAAAAACAUAAUUUCUGUGUAUUUCCUAUGUUAUUGAGUCAUAUUGACUCUUGUCCAUUAUUACAACAUAACUAACUGUACUGUAAAUGUGCCUCAUACUAACACGUCACCCUGACAAGAAGUUAUGUGCUCUAACAAGUCAUAUUUAAAACAAAAUAAAAAUCUUGACUAAAUGA
This is a messenger RNA of Sebastes umbrosus (honeycomb rockfish), 2696 nucleotides long. RefSeq names its product angiopoietin-like 3 (gene angptl3). Gene Ontology annotation, biological process: phospholipid catabolic process; triglyceride homeostasis; phospholipid homeostasis. Bases 228 to 1649 code for a protein of 473 amino acids. The record is from RefSeq and is a predicted model, not a curated record. The transcript is spliced from 7 exons. Lineage: Eukaryota; Metazoa; Chordata; Actinopteri; Perciformes; Sebastidae.